UUUUAAUUGUUUAAAAAUAGUAUUUUUUUAGUUCAACAAAAUACACGUUUGAAUGUAUUUAUAUUUGGUCAAAAGGAAUAGAGAAGUGCUUGCCGUUAUUUAUUAUGAUUCGCUCUUCGUAUACUUUCGUCCCAAGUCGGACGCGACGGCGCAACCAAUAAAAAUUCGUCUUUCGAUCACGCCACAUUCUGGUUGUCCUGUAAGGAAACACGUUUUGACGGUUCUUUUCCAGAAAGUUUUUGCCGUUGUGUUAAGAAGUUUUGUUUGUACCUAGGUACUGUUUUUUUAGUGUUAAUUAUAAUAUAAGAACAAUGACUUGGAAAGAGUUAUUGGUUGAAUGGAACUUGGAAAAAUAUAUUUCAAACUUUGAAGAAGAAGAAAUAGAUGAAAACUCAUUCUUUUUACUUGAAAAUUCGAGUUUGGAAAAAAUAAUUCCCAAAAUAGGACCACGAUUAUUUUUUUUAAAUAAAAUUAAAAACCAUCAAAAUAAAGUUAACCAAGUAAAUAUUAAGAAUCUAAAUAGUGAAUGCCAAGAUGAUACAAGUGCAUCUACUUCAGGAUCUGAAGGUUUUACUGUACUGGCAACAUAUGAUGCUCCAUUUGUUAAUAGGCAAACAUCAUUUGUCGGUUUGGAAAAUUUUUUAAAACCGAUAGAAUUUCCUGAUUUUGAUUUAAAAAAUCUAUUAGAAGUUACUCCGCUGGGAAACACAAUUUUACAAUAUUAUAAAAAAAACAAUUUGCUUGAUAACAGUAAAAAAACUCUUUUAGUCGAUAUAAUAAUGAAGAGGCUAUUUGACUUUUACCUAAAGCAUAGACUAACACAUGAAAAUUAUAAUUUAAUUACUUCGAAAAUAAUAACAUUAUUUCCACGCGAAUGCGCAUCAACAUAUUAUGUACCAGCUAUUUCAAAACGGCAUUCAAUUUCAAAUCGACCAAUAAUUGCCAAAGGGCGUUUGGUUGAUAAAUGCAGAAAUUUAUUAAGAAUUAGUACAGAAGAAAAGGAUCCAGAAGAAGAUAGUACUGACAAGACAAAUGAAUUUAAUGAUGAAGUAAAUAAUGAUAAAGUUUGGCUCUUUACAAGACACAGUCCAUGGGAUGAAGUUAUUCAAAAGUGGAAAAAUACUUUCUGCCUAAGAAGAAAUGUAGAAUAUAAAAAUAUAAGUACCUUUUUAGAAGACUGGCCAAUUCUUAAUAUUGCAACUGCUGAUGAAUUGAUUCCUGGAGAUAUUAAUCAAACCUUGGAAGAAAUAAAAAAUAAACAUUUACAAUGGAACCAAACCGUCCAACCUUAUGUAAUUGUUGAGGGACCUUCCAUAAAGGAUAUAACUGCUGCUUACGUAGUUGUUGAUAAAAUCCAAUAUAAAUUUACAAGCGUUCAAAAAGCAAUUGACGUUUGUUUUAAAGUUUUUCAUGUGUUUCAUGGUAAUUAUCCAGUGCAGUCCGAGCAUAUAUGGUUGCUAAUUCAAAAAGUCGUAUAUGCAGUGGAUACUCCCUAUGAUAAAAUAAUUCCAUUUGUUAUGGAUUUAAUCGAAAACUUAAAACAAUAAUUAAUAUAUGUUAAUGCAAUUUCAAUAAGACAGAAACAUUAGCCAUGCAGUGUCCACAUUGUAAUAAGUCGUUUGAUGAACCAAAACAAUUUAUUUGUCACUUAAAAAUAAGACACAAGAUUCAAAAUCGUUUUAAUUGUUUUCAAGGUGAUUGCAAACGUACGUUUUCUAACUCUUACGCUUUUAAAAGACAUCUUAUAUUAACACAUAUAAACAAUAAAAAUCAUUUGAGUAUUACUACAAAAAUUAAUAUAGAAAAUUCUGAGAAUAUUAUUAAUAGUAGUACAAAAACUGUUCCUAAUAAAAAUACUUUAACAGAAGAAUCUCCUCAUAAUUUGCCAGAAUUAGAUGAGAAACUAUCACCAUUGUCUUUUGCCAAUCUUAAAGAAAUCGAAAUAAAUUUUUAUAAAUUAUUACAAGAAAAUAUUGAAAAACUUAUUUCCAAAUUAUAUUAUUCAUUAACUCUUAAUAGGUCACUUGUCCAAAAAAUUAUUGAUUUAAUUUCCGAUUUAUUUUCAUGCGGUGUAUUAAAUAUAAUUGAAUCAUUACUAACUUAUCCUAUAAAAGAUUCCUUGG
Molecule: messenger RNA, 2123 nt
Organism: Brassicogethes aeneus
Lineage: Eukaryota; Metazoa; Arthropoda; Insecta; Coleoptera; Nitidulidae
Source: the annotation of a GenBank genome assembly